AUGAAGCUCCUCCACCUCGAGCGCCGGCAGCAGGACGACGAGAUCCUAGUGACGAAGAACAUCUUUGAGGUGCUCUUCAAGCGUUUCGUCGGCAAGUCGCCCAACAUCACCCGUCUCUCCGAUGAGGUCCUGUACGAACAGUACUUUUACCGGUCGCACAACAAGGGUGCGCCGCCGCAGGACGCCCCGGACCGAACGCUCGGCAUCGUCGUGCGCGUGAAAGACCGCGAGUUCCAGUUCAACGCGAUGAUGGCGAUCGACUGGCUGCUCGACUUCACGACAGUGAUCGGGAUCGAGGAGGCGAGCGAGGUGCUGGCUCACUUUGUGCGGUACGGCUUCAUCCAGCUCGUGAACGAUCGGACGCGGGCGCGCGACCACUCUGUCGUCGUCACUGUGCGCGACGGCGGUGCCGGAGGCGGAGCAGGCGCCCUCAUGGUCGAGGGUGAGUACCGCGCGAGCGAGAAGGCGACGUACUGCAUCACCAAGCUGGGGCAGGAGGUCGCGCGGUGGAACCAGCCGCCAACGGGCUCCAAGGUGCCGUCGCAGGUGACGUUGUCUGCUGCGUCGUCGCCCGACCCGUCCUCAGGUCCGGCAAGCAAGCCGCUGAACAUGGCCGAGUUCCUCGCCGAGAAGCCCGUCUCCGCCCCGCCAGAACCGAAACAGAUCAACAUGUCCAAGGACUCGCACACGGCGCGUCUGAAGCAGAUCCUGCAGGAGCCUGCUCUCCGCUCCCUCUUCCGCGAAUACUUACGGAGCAACUUCUGCGAGGAGAAUCUCUCGUUCUGGCUCGACGUCGAGGACUUCAAGCGCCGCUUCAACAAGUCGUCCUCUGCCGCUGCUGCCGCCAGCAACAGUCCGCAGCCCGGCAGCCCGCAGCCAGCCGCCGGCGCACAGCAGCCACCACACGGCGCGAUGGAGAAGCACGAAAACGACCUCAUCCUCCUCACCUUUGUGAUUUACAACACGUACCUGAUCCCGGCGGCGCCGAGCGAGCUCAACCUCGACCACCAGAUCCGCGCCGAGCUCAUCAACUACAUGAACGAGAUCCUGCACUCCAACCCAGGCGGCGCGACACAGACAGGCGCCGACGGACACAGCGUCCCGGCAAAGCUGCACGCAAAGGAGCUCCAGAACCUCGUCUAUCUCUACGAGCGCAUCCAGUACCACAUCUUCAAGCUCAUGGCGAUGGACAGCGUGCCCAAGUUUAUCAAGACGGAGCGGUUCCUCAACCUCGUGAAAAACCUCAACCAGCUCGAGUUUGCAGAGUACGACGCGGCGGGCGGCAAGGACGCGCCAGACGACGAGAAGAGCAGGACGUACCUUACUGUCAGCGGGGCGGCGAAUCAGCAGGCACAGCAACAGCAACAGCACAGUCUGCAGCACCCGUAG
Trichosporon asahii var. asahii CBS 2479 is the source of this 1389-nucleotide messenger RNA. Its product is annotated as Crg1. The record is from RefSeq and is a predicted model, not a curated record. The transcript has a single exon. The coding region runs from base 1 to 1389 and encodes 462 amino acids. NCBI's taxonomy places the organism in Eukaryota, Fungi, Basidiomycota, Tremellomycetes, Trichosporonales, Trichosporonaceae.